This is a messenger RNA of Ogataea haglerorum, 1407 nucleotides long. RefSeq lists its product as uncharacterized. The record is from RefSeq and is a predicted model, not a curated record. Lineage: Eukaryota; Fungi; Ascomycota; Pichiomycetes; Pichiales; Pichiaceae. The coding region runs from base 1 to 1407 and encodes 468 amino acids. Gene Ontology annotation, molecular function: siderophore-iron transmembrane transporter activity. The transcript has 2 exons. Gene Ontology annotation, biological process: siderophore transmembrane transport.
AUGGUAGCACCAUUCACCGACUCGCUAGAAAAAACUAGCAAAGCCAGCAAGGCUAGCUCCGAGCUCGACAAUGAAACCGUUGAGCUGAGCAGGACCGUGUCGGAGACCUCCGCCACUCCUGUGGGCAGAAAACUCGUCCUUUCCGCCUACUGUGUGCUCGUUUUCGCGGCAUUUGUUGAAACCUUUGCCGGCGACUCGACGUCAGGCCUGGACUCCUAUGCCACAUCCCACUUCAACGCCCAUUCCCUGAUUUCACCGCCAGUGUUACCUACAAAAUCACCGCAAUUGUGUCAGAUCCUGUACGCCGUUGGAAGAAUCGGGUACCGGGUGUUCCAGCAGGUGUUCAUCGCCGAUACUUCUUCGCUCAUCAACCGUGGUCUCAUGUCGCAGCUCCCUGAUGCGCUUGCUGCCGUGCCUUCUCUCUACGUCGGAUCCAUCAUCCAGGACGCUUUCAUCGAGCACUCGACCUGGAGAUGGGGCUACGGUAUGUGGGCCAUUGUCAUGUUUGUGUCCUGUCUCGUUCUGACCACUAUGAUGUACAUCGUGGACCGCAAGACCAAGUCCACCGGUCACGACAAGAUCAUCAAAUCGCUCGAGGGCCUGUUUGAAGGCGGCUUCUUGAAAAAGGCCGGCUACUACAUGUUUGUCAAGCUGGACCUGUUCGGAGGUGUUCUGAUGGCCGUCGGACUCGUGCUGUUUUUCAUUCCACUCAAACUGACCGGAACGUCCAGUCCGUAUAAAUGGCACGAGGCUAGACUGAUUGCACUUCUGAUCGUUGGAUUCGUCAUUUUCUGCCUGUUCCUGCUGUGGAACACCAAGAUUGCCAGGUAUCCGUUUGUGCAACACCAGGCCCUGCUGCAGAAAACCACCUUGCUCGCCUGCAUCAUCGUUGCCCUGGACUUGUGCGAAAACUCGGCCUUCUCCACGUAUAUGAAGACUGUGCUUCAGGUCUCCGACUACGUGACCGUGGGAGAGGCCAGCAGAAUUGACAACUCGAAAAAGGCGUGUGUCCAAGUUUUCAGCGUGGUGGGAGGACUCGUCAUGAAGUACACCAAACGCUCCAAACUGUUUGUCACCUCGGGGAUUGUUCUCCUCUACCUCGGACACGUUUUGCUGGUGUGCUUUGUCAACACGGGCGACGGAAUGGCCUCCAAGCCGCUUCUCUACAUGGCUGAGGUGUUCAUUGGCGCAGGCAGAGGAUUCUACCAGUGCGCGUUGCAGGUGAUCGUGCAGGCUGUGGCCGGCCGCCAUAACAUUGCCAUGUCGACUGCUUUCUUCCUUGCGUUCAACUCUAUCGGCUCGCUGAUUGGCUCUGCCAUUGCGGGCUCGAUCUGGAACACGGUUGUGUUGUCCAAGCUCAAAAAGUACCUCCCCGAAGACUCCAAGAACAAGGCCACCAAAAUUUAG